Messenger RNA from Cottoperca gobio, 5061 nucleotides. It is a transcript of the gene parm1, whose product is annotated as prostate androgen-regulated mucin-like protein 1. Gene Ontology annotation, cellular component: late endosome; Golgi apparatus; plasma membrane. NCBI's taxonomy places the organism in Eukaryota, Metazoa, Chordata, Actinopteri, Perciformes, Bovichtidae. The record is from RefSeq and is a predicted model, not a curated record. The coding region runs from base 1030 to 3420 and encodes 796 amino acids. The transcript is spliced from 8 exons.
AUCAGCCAGACACAACUGCUAUCCACAGGACGCACAGACUACAGAGCUGCAUGCAGCACAACCAAUCUAUAAAUUACACAGUGAUGAGGGUCAGCACGCAAACUCUGGUAGCAUGGCUGCUGAUCUCCUGCGCCCCAGUAGAAGAGACUGCGGCUCCCACCACCCCACCUUCUCCAUCAUCAACACCAUCACCAUCCUCAAGUGCACUACAAAAAUCUCCUCCUCCCACAGCUGUUACUCCAUUGGUAACUGACGACAAUGUCACCACCAUCGACUCCCAGACUGCACCUGUCUCUGUUACUGAAGAUACCACAAGAAGCAACACAAUAGUGGAGCACAUCGUCUCUGAAGACACACCUGAACAGGGGAUGGAGGAAUCCUCAACAGCAACACCAACCACAUAUAUCCAGUCCUUAUCUACCCAACCUGACCCGUCAACUGUUGAUGUCACCACUACAAACUCAGCUCAGUCCACCAGUGAUGCUGAGGUCAGCUCUACUGUUUCUACUCAAUCCACUCAGCACGUGAAAGACAGGAUGGGAGAAAGCAGCAACACCAGCACUGUUGUCGACCCAGCUUCAUCACCAGUGGGCAACUCCUCAAUGAGUUCUUCUUCCAUAUCCCAGUCCAACACAGUCCAGCACUCAUACUCAACUUCAGAAGCUCACCCAACACCUGUGACCCAGACUCCAGCAGCCUACCAUUACAACCAGCACUGCUUGCAGCAGCAUCAACAGCAGUUAUUUGAAUAAGGAGAAAGACAGAUACUCCUCAGGGCUGCUGAUCUCCUGCGCCCCAGUAGAAGAGACUGCAGCUCCCACCACCCCACCUUCUCCAUCAUCAACACCAUCACCAUCCUCAAGUGCACUACAAAAAUCUCCUCCUCCCACAGCUGUUACUCCAUUGGUAACUGACGACAAUGUCACCACCAUCGACUCCCAGACUGCACCUGUCUCUGUUACUGAAGAUACCACAAGAAGCAACACAAUAGUGGAGCACAUUGUCUCUGAAGACACACCUGAACAGGGGAUGGAGGAAUCCUCAACAGCAACACCAACCACAUAUAUCCAGUCCUUAUCUACCCAACCUGACCCGUCAACUGUUGAUGUCACCACUACAAACUCAGCUCAGUCCACCAGUGAUGCUGAGGUCAGCUCUACUGUUUCUACUCAAUCCACUCAGCACGUGAAAGACAGGAUGGGAGAAAGCAGCAACACCAGCACUGUUGUCGACCCAGCUUCAUCACCAGUGGGCAACUCCUCAAUGAGUUCUUCUUCCAUAUCCCAGUCCAACACAGUCCAGCACUCAUACUCAACUUCAGAAGCUCACCCAACACCUGUGACCCAGACUCCAGCAGCCACCAUUACAACCAGCACUGCUUGCAGCAGCAUCAACAGCAGUUCUUUGAAUAAGGAGAAAGACAGAUACUCCUCAGGGCUGCUGAUCUCCUGCGCCCCAGUAGAAGAGACUGCAGCUCCCACCACCCCACCUUCUCCAUCAUCAACACCAUCACCAUCCUCAAGUGCACUACAAAAAUCUCCUCCUCCCACAGCUGUUACUCCAUUGGUAACUGACGACAAUGUCACCACCAUCGACUCCCAGACUGCACCUGUCUCUGUUACUGAAGAUACCACAAGAAGCAACACAAUAGUGGAGCACAUUGUCUCUGAAGACACACCUGAACAGGGGAUGGAGGAAUCCUCAACAGCAACACCAACCACAUAUAUCCAGUCCUUAUCUACCCAACCUGACCCGUCAACUGUUGAUGUCACCACUACAAACUCAGCUCAGUCCACCAGUGAUGCUGAGGUCAGCUCUACUGUUUCUACUCAAUCCACUCAGCACGUGAAAGACAGGAUGGGAGAAAGCAGCAACACCAGCACUGUUGUCGACCCAGCUUCAUCACCAGUGGGCAACUCCUCAAUGAGUUCUUCUUCCAUAUCCCAGUCCAACACAGUCCAGCACUCAUACUCAACUUCAGAAGCUCACCCAACACCUGUGACCCAGACUCCAGCAGCCACCAUUACAACCAGCACUGCUUGCAGCAGCAUCAACAGCAGUUCUUUGAAUAAGGAGAAAGACAGAUACUCCUCAGGGCUGCUGAUCUCCUGCGCCCCAGUAGAAGAGACUGCAGCUCCCACCACCCCACCUUCUCCAUCAUCAACACCAUCACCAUCCUCAAGUGCACUACAAAAAUCUCCUCCUCCCACAGCUGUUACUCCAUUGGUAACUGACGACAAUGUCACCACCAUCGACUCCCAGACUGCACCUGUCUCUGUUACUGAAGAUACCACAAGAAGCAACACAAUAGUGGAGCACAUUGUCUCUGAAGACACACCUGAACAGGGGAUGGAGGAAUCCUCAACAGCAACACCAACCACAUAUAUCCAGUCCUUAUCUACCCAACCUGACCCGUCAACUGUUGAUGUCACCACUACAAACUCAGCUCAGUCCACCAGUGAUGCUGAGGUCAGCUCUACUGUUUCUACUCAAUCCACUCAGCACGUGAAAGACAGGAUGGGAGAAAGCAGCAACACCAGCACUGUUGUCGACCCAGCUUCAUCACCAGUGGGCAACUCCUCAAUGAGUUCUUCUUCCAUAUCCCAGUCCAACACAGUCCAGCACUCAUACUCAACUUCAGAAGCUCACCCAACACCUGUGACCCAGACUCCAGCAGCCACCAUUACAACCAGCACUGCUUGCAGCAGCAUCAACAGCAGUUCUUUGAAUAAGGAGAAAGACAGAUACUCCUCAGGUCUAUUGUUGUGCGUUGUAGCAACAGCACAACUCUCUCAAACAGCUGCACUGAACCCUACCAUCAACUCAACUUCAAAUUCAACUUUCUCCCCAACGACAGCCAGCACUAAAGAAAACCUCACUGCAGACUUGACAUCAAAACCCACGUCUUCCUCAAUACCAUCUACAUCAGCUGACCCCCAGGACUCUAGCCCCAGCAUCAGCAGCCCCACUACCAACAUCAGCAGCCCCACUACCAGCAUCAGCAGCCCCACUACCAGCAUCAGCAGCCCCACUACCACCAUCAGCAGCCCCACUACCAGCAUCAGCAUCCCCAGCACUACACAAACAACCACCACCCAAACCACCAGCACAACCAGUAAUAACAGCACCAUCAUCUGGCCGAGCACCAUCCCAGGCACCAAACAAACCACCAAUAUACCGAGUACCAACAGAACCACCAUCAGCACCGACACCCAAACCAGCACACUGGCACAGGAAGCACACGAGUCCAAGGCUCUGAACUCAGGAAGCAUUGCAGUCAUUCUCUGUGUGUCCAUUGUAAUUGUCACCCUAGUGGUGAUUGUGCUGUACUACAGGGUCCGACGUAGAUCCUACGGCCAACUGGCCAAGAAUGAACAUGGUACUUUGACAAACUUCAGCAACCCUAUGUAUGACGUUUGAAUCUUAAGUUCUGACCUCCGACUCCGGAAGGGACCCCCUAACCUCAAAGUCCUCUGUCUGUUCAGAGUGUAUUUAUAGUGUGUGUAUUGAGUUCAGGAUGGUCACAAUAUAUAUAUAGCUGACAUGCUGCCUGGUCGCUUGAUUGCAAAAUGCAUAAAGAAAACUAAUUUGGACAUUUCUAUUGAUCUUUGUUGAAAUAGCUUAAUUUGUUUGUUGCUUGGUACAGUAAGAAGGACAUACAAUUGCAGAUUUUACUAAGGAAGUUUUUCAAACAGCGCUGGCUGCAUAUUCACGGCGCAUAAUCAUAUUACCACAACUGAAUACAAGCGUGUUCAUUGGCGGUGUUAUGUAGGAUUCUCAGGAUACUUGUAAAAGAAAAAGGUUUUGUCUGACAUCAAGGAAUAGAAAAACAAGUGGAUUUUGUAAACUCAACCGGGAUGUUUUUAAAGUAAAAAGAAAUACUCUAUGCAAGUGUAAAAUAAUAGCUUAAGGCAGUAUUAAGUAGUGAUAAUAGAUGAGGAAGAUCUGACAGUGACAAUUGUUCACUGUCAGGGAACAGAAAUAGAAACAUAGUAUUAUUACAAAAAAACAGGGCCACCACAAUGUGUGAUUUACGAAGUUAAGAAAGGCUCGGACUUCUGCGAGAAUAUGAAUGAAGUCAUGACAUACAAUGUUUAUUUUAUCAUAGAUUGUUCUUAUAAGCACCUACUGAGAUACUUUGUUCUUACCUAAACUGUGAAAGGAUGAGAUUUCCAUUGCAAAAGGCAAUAAAUGUUCAGAUUGUCAUAUAGACAUAGUUCAAAGCUUUUAUAUACACUUUCAGAUUCUGUAGAUUAGGAGGAGAGGAAGAUUUAGCCAUUUCUAUUCGGAGGAAAUGGUUAUUCUGAGAAAGGCGCUGAAAAGGAUGGUGACACAUAACUGUCUUAACAUCGAGGAUGAAAAUAAGAAUAGAAUAGAAAGACAUUCUUAAGACGAAUGAAAAAAAAGAAAGGAAAUGAAGAAAAAACCACCUGAUGGCAUCGUAUCAUCAGGUAUCGUAUCCUAUCACGACACUUUUAGGCAACACAAAGGGUUAGCGUUAGCAGCUACGUGACAAUUUAGGAGAAGGUUCAUUUGAGGGAAAUGUUUGAGGUUUCAUUCAUUCAUUUUCAAAUGACAUGUGUAAAAGCCUGGUUUUCCAUCUAAGUAUUUACAUAACAUGCAGUCCUUUAAAAUUAAUAUGGAUUGUUUUCAUAUUACAAAGUGAAUGGAGCAGAGGCAGAGAGAAACCUUUGAAAGGACAAUCCCAGGUUCAAGCCCCUUGUACUCAUCCUGCUGAAGUGUCCUUGAGCAAAACAGUGAAUCCCCUCCAGCUGUUCAGCUGAACCUGAACUUUGACUUUUCUGUGGAGGAACCAACAAAUACAUCAAUCAUGUUAGAAUGGAGAGCAGGAUCUAAUAUAAAUCUGAAUUUACAUUAAAUGUGGCCUUAAUAUGUUUCAGUGUGAUUUUGCUUUUUUUUUAGCAGCUUAGGCAAGUUGCAUUUGUGAUAUCUUGAAUAUUUGAUACAUAUUUGUUAUUGUUUGCAGGUGAAAAAUAAUGUGACAUUGUAUUGUGUAAUAUGAUUGUAUUUAAUUGUGUGUGCAAUAAAGUGAUAAAGGAA